Messenger RNA from Ceraceosorus bombacis, 1721 nucleotides. NCBI's taxonomy places the organism in Eukaryota, Fungi, Basidiomycota, Exobasidiomycetes, Ceraceosorales, Ceraceosoraceae. The record is from the annotation of a GenBank genome assembly.
AUGCUGCGAGGUGCUGCUACGCCUUUGUCUCGCUCCGUAAGGAGCGCUGCCACUAGCAGCCUGCGUCCCUUCAGCAGUCGUGCCACUUCGCAGCUCGCGCUUCCUUCACUUGGCUCGCAAAGUCAAAGCAAGGAUGCUCGUGGUGUCCUUGCUGCGACUGCUUCUCGCGCGUCCGGUCACCAGCUGCUAGGAUCGUUCAGCCAAGCGAGAGCGGCUAGCAGUCAACCUACAGAGAUGACAGUCCGCGAAGCUCUCAACUCGGCCAUGGAGGAGGAGAUGCUGCGCGACGACAGUGUGUUCAUCCUCGGAGAGGAAGUGGCCAGGUGUGAGUGUUGAGCUGGCGGAACGCUGAAGUGCUGUCAAAGUGCUGCCUCCAAAGUCUCCAUGUCUGGCUUGUGCUGACAUGGAAAUGCCAUUAUUCGAUGUCCAGACAAUGGCGCUUACAAAGUGCGUGCAGUCAAGUGCAGCGCCAAAGCUCAAUGCCGCAUGCUCACACUCUGACUUGGCCAUUGGCAGAUUACAAAAGGCUUGCUGGAUAAGUUCGGAGAGCGUCGAGUGAUCGACACGCCCAUCACGGAGGCUGGUUUCACGGGUCUUGCAGUCGGCGCUGCGCUGGCUGGUCUGCGACCCGUCUGCGAGUUCAUGACUUUCAAGUGAGUCGGCAUCUCUCGCUGCUGGCCAACAAAGCCGGAUGAGUGGCCAUCGUGACCGCAAGUGCUGACAAAAGCGAUUUUUUUUUUCUUCACGUGCGCUCAGCUUCGCGAUGCAAUCGAUUGACCAGAUCAUUAACAGUGGAGGCAAGACCUACUACAUGUCUGGAGGAAAUGUUCCUUGCCCCAUCGUAUUUCGAGGCCCGAAUGGUGCUGCCGCCGGUGUGGGUGCACAGCAUUCCCAAGAUUACUCCGCAUGGUACGGUCAGAUACCUGGGUUGAAGGUCAUCAGCCCGUGGAGCGCAGAGGACUGCAGGGGAUUGAUGAAGGUGAGUGCAGGGUUCAGCGUCAGCGACACGCGGAGGCGCGCCUCGCCUAACUCCCUGCACUUCUUCAGGCUGCGAUUCGUGAUCCUAACCCGGUCGUGUUUUUGGAGAACGAGAUCUUGUACGGCCACUCUUUCCCGGUCAACUCUGAGAUCCUUUCCGACGACUUUGUCUUGCCAAUCGGCAAAGCAAAGAUCGAACGAUCAGGAAAGGACGUGACGCUCGUGUCCCACACUCUGGGUGUGACGCAUUGCAUGCAAGCUGCGGAACUUCUCGCAAAGGAAGGCAUCGAGGCCGAAGUGAUCAACCUCCGAAGCAUCAGGCCUUUGGACAUUAAGACUGUCAUUGAAAGUCUCAAGAAGACCAACAGAGUUGUCACUGUGGAAGGCGGGUUUCCAGCUUUCGGCGUUGGGUCCGGUAAGUUUGUCGAGUACAAAGUCCUCGCGUCGCUCGGUGGAACCAUGCAACUCAACCGCUGAUCCAUCUCUCGUAUCGCUUCAGAGAUAUCUGCGCAGCUCAACGAAUUCGCCUUUGACCAUUUGGAUUCGCCAGUCCGCAGAGUGACUGGCGCGGACUUGCCGACUCCGUAAGCAGCAUAGGAUCGCAGAAGCACCUGUUUUGCAUGAACGCUCACGCGCGUCUUUUUGAUCUUUCACCCAGCUACGCAACGAAUCUCGAGAAUCUAUCCUUCCCUAGCGCAGAUAUCGUUGUUGAGGAGGCCAAGAAGGCCUUGUACAAGGCCUGA